Molecule: messenger RNA, 2198 nt
Organism: Plodia interpunctella (Indianmeal moth)
Lineage: Eukaryota; Metazoa; Arthropoda; Insecta; Lepidoptera; Pyralidae
Exons: 8
Coding region: 159-1466 (435 amino acids)
Biological process (GO): protein import into mitochondrial matrix
Cellular component (GO): mitochondrial inner membrane
Molecular function (GO): protein-folding chaperone binding
Source: RefSeq, a predicted model, not a curated record
AAAUAUCUGUCUUUUUGACAGAUUGUUGCAUGGAAUAUGAAUGAAUUUCUGUCGAAGUCGGCGUAAAAUUCGAUUUUUCGAAUUACCUAUUUUUUUAACUGGUGUAAAUAUUAGAAAACGUAGCUUCGUGUUAUAUUUAUAAAAAGUGUUCAUCAGAAAUGCAUUCGUGUCGACAGUUAUUGUAUAGUUCAGCGCGGUGGAAAUGUGCAAUACCAUUUAACAUCAAAAGUACCAUUUUAACAAAAUCAGAUCAGUUAACAUUACAUGAAUGCCGACACUACUCGGCGCGGAAAGGGUUCUUUUCGUCCAUCAUCGAAAAUAUAAAGGAGGACAUUGCCAAGAACAAGGAAAUGAAGGAGAACAUAAAAAAGUUCAGAGAAGAAGCCCAGAAGCUGGAAAACUCAGAGGCUUUACAGGCUGCCAGAAAAAAGUUUCAUGCAGUAGAGUCGGAAGCGUCCAAGAGUUCCGAAGUGCUGAAGGAGACCAUAGAAGGCAUUAAGGGCAAGAUGGAGCAUGUGCUGGAGGAAGCCAGCAAGUCGGAGAUUGCCAAAAAAGCAGGAAAGAUAUCGGAAGAUAUCUCGAAGACUGCAAAAGGCGCCGCGGAGAGCAUAGCCGACAAGAGUCAGAAACUAGGACAAACGUCAGCUUUUAAAACUAUAUCUCAGGCGACAGCGGUGGUGAAGGACGAGAUGGCGCCGCGCGGUCUGGAAGGCCGAGUGUACACCGCGCCCAGCGAACUGCGCAAGCGCGUACAGAUAGCAUCAGAAGAUCGAACGUUCGCGCCGGACACAGAGACAGUGGGAGUAGAACUGCAUCGUGACUCCAAGUUCUACCAGCAGUGGGAGGACUUCAAGAACAACAACCAGUAUGUCAACAAAGUAUUAGAUUGGAAGAUAAGGUACGAAGAAUCCGACAAUCCUGUGGUGAAAGCGUCGCGCUUCGUCACCGAGAAGAUGGCCAACUUGUUCGGCAACAUCUUCGAGAAGACCGAGCUCUCCAAAACGCUCACCGAAAUCUGCAAAGUCGACCCCAACUUCUCUUCGCAGAAGUUCCUCGAAGACUGUGCCAACGACAUCAUACCGAACAUUCUAGAAGCGAUGGUCCGCGGUGACCUCGAUAUACUCAAAGAUUGGUGCUACGAAGGCGUUUUCAACAUUCUUGCCACACCGAUCAAACAGUGCAAGCAGUUAGGUUAUCAUCUAGAUUCCAAAAUCUUGGACAUCGAGCAAAUCGAGCUAGUCAUGGGCAAAAUGAUGGACCAAGGACCAGUUUUAGUCAUCACAUUCCAGUCUCAGCAGAUCAUGUGUGUCCGGGACUCAAAAAACAGGGUCAUCGAAGGUGACCCGGAUAAGGUGAUGAGGGUUAAUUAUGUGUGGGUUCUGUGUAGGGAUCCCCAGGAAUUGAAUCCGAAGGCCGCGUGGAGACUGUUGGAACUAUCAGCCAAUAGCGUAGAACAGUUAAUUUAGGUGUAGUUGUAUUACUUAGUUGAAUUAAAUCGUUGACAUUUUGUUAUGGUUUCAGUAGACUGGAUCCCACCCGAUAUCCUGUGGCAGGCUUUCGGUUGUGGCGCGGUCGUUGUGGAAAUAUCGACUUAUGUCGUCGAAUCGCCUAAAAUUUUAUGACUUACGAAUUUAUUAUCGAGAGAAAUAAGGGAGAAAAUAUCGAAAUCGUGAACAGAUCACUGUUGAACCACCUCUGUAUAUAUAAUAAAAAAUAUGUUCUGUAUAAUUAUGAGUGUAAUUGAAAUAUGUAACCUAUUUUCAAUGACAUCAGAAACAGAUAAUUUGUUCAUUUUCGUAUUUUUGAUUCUUUAUUUUAUCGAUUGCUCCUAUAUUAAGUCUUUGGCGAUGAAUCGAUUGAAGGUCUAAAAUUCGACACAGCGAUAUGCGUCACGCAAUAUGUACAUAAGGACAAUCCUAAGCUUUAUUAAAUAGAAGUGUUUUAACAUUUUUGUUCAACAGUUUCAUAUUUAACGACAGUGUAUUCCAGGAAUUUGUUACAUUUUAGUUUUAUUGUUCAGCGAACUAAGGAAUGUGAAAAAAGGAGUUAUAAUAUGUACUUGGACUGAAACUCGGUAUGUUUUACAGUUCUCUGAGCAUUUUACGUUUUGAACAGCCAUUUAUGUUUAUUUUGUAACUAUAUUAGUUUUUUUUAUAUUUAUUAAUUGUUUAAUAAAUACUUUAUUUAUUUCAACCGUU